UCGGCGCGAAGCGCGCCACCACUUCCGUUCGCAGCAGCGCUCCGGCUGCCGCUUCCAUCCUCGGACUCCGCCUCGCCAUGGCGCAGUGCCGUGUCACCGACUUCUUUGCGCGCCGCCGUCCCAGACCCCGCGCCGCGUCGUCGUGGGCCAAGCGGACUUGGAGAACCCCGAGCCCUGCCAAGCUGGAGCCCAGCGCCCCGGUCCCCACCAAGGGCGGCAGCCGCAAGCGCGCCCGUCCGUCAGCCGAGCCCGCGCGCGAAGAGCUCACGCGCGACAAGCCCGCGCCACCUGCACGCAGGAAGCUGAGGUUGCCGGCCGACGCGGUCUCUGACCCUGCCUCCCCAGCUGCCUCUGGCUCCCCAGAGCACUCUUCUCCCAGCAAGAAGACAAAGAAGGUCAUCUCAGCAGGUCAGCUGCCCAACUUGGCACCCCAAGAGGACAAGGUCCCCUCAAAGGCCACCUUCUCUGAGCUCAAGUUGUGCCUCCAACGGGCCCGGGAGCUGGGGGCACGGGUCCAGGAGCUGAGGACAAGUACCCAGAGGAAUGAUGCUGGGGAAUCCAGUACACCGGAGGCCAAGGAGCACCCAGCAGGGCCAUGUGGAGAGAAGGCUCCCGCCUACCAGCGCUUCCAUGCCCUGGCCCAGCCAGGGCUCCCUGGCCUCGUGCUGCCCUACAAGUACCAGGUGUUGGCUGAGAUGUUCCGCAGCAUGGACACCAUCGUGGGCAUGCUCUACAACCGGUCAGAGACUGUGACCUUCGCCAAGGUCAAGCAGGGUGUCCAAGACAUGAUGCGCAAGCGCUUUGAGGAGCGCAACGUGGGCCAGAUCAAAACUGUAUAUCCCACCUCCUACCGCUUCCGCCAGGAGCGUAAUGUCCCCACCUUCAAGGAUGGAUUCAAGAAGUCUGAUUACCAGCUCACCAUUGAGCCACUGUUGGACCAGGAGAUUGGCAACAUGGUCCCCCAGCUCACAGCCUCUCGACUCCUGCAGCGGCGGCAGGUCUUCAGCCAGAAUUUGGUGGAGCGUGUCCGAGAGCACCACAGGGCCUUCCUAGCCUCCCUGAACCCCCCCAUGGUGGUGCCUGAGGACCAGCUGACACGCUGGCACCCUCGCUUCAAUGUGGAUGAAGUGCCUGACAUUGAGCCUGCUGAGCUACCCCAGCCACCCACCACAGAGAAGGUGGCCACUGCCCAGGAAGUGCUGGCCCAAGCUCGCAGCCUUAUGUCACCUAGGAUGGAGAAGGCCCUGAGUGACCUGGCAUUGCGUACAGCCAAGCCCAGCAGCCCUGGGUCCCCUAGCCCUGAACUGCCAGCUACACCCCCGGCCACUCCACCUGCCCCCCUGAAGGGGGUGUCCCAGGACCUGCUGGAGCGGAUCCGGGCCAAGGAGGCACAGAAGCAGCUGGCACAGAUGACACGGCGCCCAGAGCAGGAACAGCGGCUGCAGCGGCUUGAGCGGCUGCCUGAGCUAGCACGGGUGCUACGUAGUAUCUUCGUGUCUGAGCGCAAGUUGGCACUCACCAUGGAGGUGGCCUGCACCAGGAUGGUGGGCAGCUACCACACAGCCAUGAGCCCAGGUGCGUGCAGGAACGCCUCCUAUGCUGCGGUCACAGAUGAGGGGGAGAUGGAGAAGCAUGUGCAGCUCCUUUCUGAGCUGCUGCCUGACUGGCUCAGCCUCCACCGCAUCCGUACUGACACCUAUGUUAAGCUGGACAAGGCUGCCGACCUGGCGGUUGUCACUGCACGGCUGGCCUGUCUUGCCCGUGCUGAAGCACUCUGAGCCUGAUGCUGCGGACCAACAAAUGUCGGCUCAAGGCCCCAGCCUGGUCCACUGUGCCUGUUUUAUUCCUUUAUGAAUAUGAUGCACUUUCCUUUUCCUGAGUACCCAUGAGGGCCAGAGGCUGGGCUGGGUUCUGGCUGCAUGGCCUGGGGGACUCUGGCUAGUGUGGGUGGUAUGCCCACCUUGUACAGUGUAUUAUCAUUAAACUGCUUUCUCUUGG
Messenger RNA from Pteropus alecto (black flying fox), 1998 nucleotides. RefSeq names its product chromatin licensing and DNA replication factor 1 (gene CDT1). The transcript has 10 exons. Lineage: Eukaryota; Metazoa; Chordata; Mammalia; Chiroptera; Pteropodidae. Bases 78 to 1778 code for a protein of 566 amino acids. Gene Ontology annotation, biological process: mitotic cell cycle; DNA replication preinitiation complex assembly; regulation of DNA-templated DNA replication initiation. Gene Ontology annotation, molecular function: DNA binding; DNA polymerase binding. The record is from RefSeq and is a predicted model, not a curated record. Gene Ontology annotation, cellular component: nucleus.